AUGUUUGCUUUUAAGUUUCUUUUGGCAAUAAUAGGCAUUAAUCAAGGUCGCGCAGAAGAAGCCACUUCAGAAGAUGAGAAACAAGUAAUAUCCUUAAAACAAGAAGAAGAUAAACAACAAAUAAUGAAUGAUGAAUGCUCGCCUGCUUGCGCACUCAACGCUGACUGUUUUCAGUACUCAAUAAACUUCAAACAACGUUACACUGAAUGCAGAUGUCGUGAUGGCUUUGGUGAGGCGGGCUACUGGGCGCGUGACGAUGGACGCAGAGGACCGUGCGAACCUGUUCUGGGACAAGCUCGUUACCACACGUGGCUUCCUUAUGAAACGCACGACCGCGAAUACGUCUCACUCGUCCAGCCCCUCGUCAAGAACUUUUCCAAAGCAAAGAAAUCCAGAAGCGUUCACCGAGUCUCGCUUGCUCUGUCAAGUGCUAUCAAGAACUUCAUGGCCGUCUCCUCGCAGCCAAGGUCGCGAUUUCGCUCGUGCAUGCGUAAAGUGAACUCUUUUGGAGUCAUAAUCGGCUCUCAGAGAGGUACAAAAUAUAAAAGCACGAUGGGUCUAAAAAACGAAUGCAGCCAGUGGCAAAGAAGCUGGGACUCGACUUGGUCGACGAGCCUCUCCGCGAUUAGCAGAUGCUACAAUGACAUUGUCGACUUCUUCUUUACCAAAGACAGACGACAGUGCAUCUCUAUUCAUAAAAAACUGACUCGCAAAAUUCACCAAUUCAACAAAGUGCGAUGA
This is a messenger RNA of Oikopleura dioica, 741 nucleotides long. NCBI's taxonomy places the organism in Eukaryota, Metazoa, Chordata, Appendicularia, Copelata, Oikopleuridae. The record is from the annotation of a GenBank genome assembly.